Messenger RNA from Linepithema humile (Argentine ant), 3937 nucleotides. The record is from RefSeq and is a predicted model, not a curated record. Lineage: Eukaryota; Metazoa; Arthropoda; Insecta; Hymenoptera; Formicidae.
CGUCUGCAGUCGCGGCCAUGCCAACGCGCUGUUCGAUCUACGUCCGUCUCUCUCGCUCGCACGAGUCCCGCGCGACUCACGUGUCUCCGUCUCGCGCGCUAACGCGCGCCGCGCAUGCGCCGGCUCGUUCGAUAUAUCGAUAGUGUACGCGCGCGCGACCUUGACACGACGCGCAUAUAUAUUUUGCGCGGGGAGAUUAUUGUUAUUGGCACGCGGGCUGAUUAUCCCUCGAGGGGGAGACAUGCCGUUACGCAUCUUUAGAAGGGCAGGGACGAGAUUUAAUUAAGCUUCAAAGUGAAUUUUUCAUGUGCAAAAGAGAUUUAUGAUUACGUAUUCAGCGGUGAAAUUACCGAGCGUACCGCCGAAUAUUCGAACGUAUAUUCGAAAGGAAAACUAUUAGCAGCGAUUAAGCUUUUCUUAUUUUUUAUACACCUUUGAAAGAGGUUAAAUGUUGCCGAUUCACUUUCCCUUUUAUCGUAAAUAAUCUUUUGGCGAUAAAAUUUAAAAUACAAAUAGCUGAAAUUAAAAAUGCGCAUUUUCUUGCAUUUAUAAUUAACGAAUUAUAUAAAUAUUUACACUCGUAAAUUCGCCAAGUUGUAAAUCGAUUGAAGAAACAGAAAGUAUUGCUUAAAAAAAAAUAGGUCGAUGCACAUUUCUACAUAAAUUUAUCACAAAAAAAAAAUACGUAGCCUUUCAAAAUUUAAAACGAAAUUAAUUCUUUUCACGAUCCGCACUGUAUAAGUCAUGAUUAAAAAAAAAAUCUGCUUUAAUGCCAAUACAUUAUCAAGCAAGUCAUUCGAACAAACAAAUAGAAAAACCAUAUAAAUGAUUUAUAAGGCUCGCGACCUUUUCUGCAACUCAUCUGAUAUUCAUACACCUUAAUUGGAUAAUUAAUUCGCGACGGCGCCGAAAAGUGGCAUAAAAGGAGCACAAAUGGAUUAGAUUUAGAUCGGAGAUCGGUCUCUCACGGCACGACAAAAGAGGAGACGAAUAUAGGCAGAAAAAUCUAGGACAGUGAAAAUCAGCUCGUAUCGCGUCUCUAUAGAAUGAAACGAGAGCAUCGCACAAAUUGAUCGCCGGUUAGGUCCGAAGGAGUAAUAACCGUAUUCCACGUCGUUCCAAUUGAGAACUUUAGCUCAUUGUUGACUGAAAUUAAAAUCGCGUGCGAACGAUACAUUUGGAGAGAGAGAGAGAUCCAAUUUUAGAGGCGCGCAAAAAGUUAUCUUUUUUAUCACAUUAUUAGAUCAGAUUCUUUUAUUUCGGAUUUUUUUCGGUACACGGUUUAAAUAAGAAAUCAAACCUUUCGAAAGCUAUAUAGAACGGUGAUUUUGCGUCGGAGCUAAUUUUUAUCAUUGCAAUUUUAGCAAAGAAACUUCCGCAAGAUGUAAAUCCCAAGGGUGUGUUUGCCUGCAACGAGCUUGACUUAAAGGAAGUCCAAGUGUACGGAUUCGAUUAUGAUUACACGCUGGCGUGCUACAAGCCGUCCAUGGAUUAUUUGCUUUACAGUCUGGGACGUGAUAUGCUUAUAAAGAAAUAUAAGUACCCGGAGGGAAUCGCCGAUCUGGAGUACAGAGAAAAUUUCGCUGUCCGCGGCCUCCAUUACGACAUCGAAAAGGGUCUCCUGCUGAAGCUCGACAGCUUCCUGCAAAUUCAAUUGGGCGCCGUUUAUCGUGGUUUGCAUCCCGUGCCCGACGAAGAAGUUCUUCGAAUUUACAAAAAUAGGAUAAUACCGAUAGCUUACGUAGAGGCACCCCAUAAACACUCUCACAAGGAUGCUUUACAUCGUACGAAAAUGGUUCAAUUAGCUGAUCUAUUUUCGGUACCGGAAAUGUCUCUGUUAUGCAACGUAACGGAAUAUUUUCUACGGAAUCACAUAGAUUAUCAUCCGGAAAUACUGUUCAGGGACGUUAAGAAUUCCGUUCAAAGCUGCCACCCUAUAAUGCAUCAAUUAGUAGUAGAAAAUGUGUGUGAAUAUCUGGAGCAAAAUAAAGACUUGAGAAGAUUUUUCGAUCGGCUUCGAAAUGCUGGCAAGAAGAUGUUCCUGGUCACAAACAGUCCUUUCCAUUUCGUUGACAGGGGUAUGCGAUUUUUGGUCGGCGACAAUUGGAAGGAUUACUUCGACGUGGUGAUCGUUCAAGCGAGAAAACCAAGAUUCUUCACCGAAGAAUCGCGCCCCUUGAGAAUUUACGACGAAGCUAAUCAAACGCAAUUGUGGGACCGAGUCACGAAGCUCAACCAGGGCGUCAUAUAUCUUGAAGGAACAGUCAAGCAACUUCAGGACAUGACCGGAUGGCGAGGGCAUCAAGUGCUGUACUUUGGCGAUCAUCCGUACAGCGACUUGGCAGAUGUGACUCUGGAACACGGCUGGCGAACCGGAGCAAUAAUCAAGGAACUCACGCACGAGAUCGAAACGUUGAACGAUCCGAAGUUCAAGGAGAACGCGAACUGGCUUCAGAUGCUGACCGGCGUCAUCGAGGAGCAUCAGGAUUACGAGGGGCCGCAGGUGCAGGAGGAGCUGGACGAAUGGAUGAGGGAACGGGACCAACUGCGAAACGAGAUCAAAUCUGUCUUUAACAAACAAUUCGGCUCAGUAUUCAGAACAUAUCACAACCCGACUUAUUUCUCGAGAAGACUGUUCAGAUUUGCCGACAUCUACAUGAGCUCAAUCACGAAUCUCUUGGAAUACUCCACGAGCCAUACCUUUUAUCCUAGGAGGGGUGUGAUGCCUCACGAGUACACUAGCUACUUCGUGUAAAAACGUUGACACUUGUCGAAGUAAAUAUAUUCGUCGUCCAGCGAGUAGCAAGCGCUUGUAGAGCGUAUAAUAGAAAUCCACGUAAUAGAUAAUUUUCGAUCGAGAGAUCAACGGCAUUAUAGAAGAUGAUUAGAUCCGCGUAUAAUACUUCCGCCUUCUUAUUAGAUAUGUAACACAUUAUACGUGUACAUACAAUGUAAAUCUAUAUUGAUGAACGUUAAUGCGCUUUAGUCAACCGCGCGUAGUUACAUCUAAUUUGCAUUGAAAUGUAAUGUAUGUAAACGCGGUAAAACGGACAAGCGUAUAGAUCACGAAGUCUCUUACGUUAUCAAUAUUACCAUGACAAUAGCGAUAUUAUGGAAAAUGAAGUGAUACGUUCUAGCGAGUAAAAUGCAUAAAAUAGGAAACAAAGUCAAGCAGCUAUGCAAAGUAUUAUCGAGUAUAAAACUCUCAUUACAGAUAUGUUAAGAAUUAAUUAUUACUAUAGAGUUUAUUUUUAGUAUAUAAUUAGAUGGGAGAAAGAUAGAUUAGAUGAGAAAUAAAAAUAUAAUGUGUUUUUGCGCAACUGAAUUCAAAUACAAAUGUUAAAGAGAAUCACGUCGACCGUGGCUCAUGUUAAUACUCAAUUUAUUUUUGCAAACAGAAUAUAUUUAUCAUUAAUGCAUAUAAAUUUAGAAUUUAGCGUAAUAAAUUUAUGAAUAUGACAUAAAAAAUCUACAUAAAUAAGUACAAACACACGCGUGCGAUGUUAUUUUUUAAUCAGUGUUCGUAUAAAUUGAAUUUUUUAAAAAUCGAAGCCUUUUUUCAUCUGUUAUGUCGAUAUUGCUUGCUACAAUAAUACUAAAUUGUUAUUUAUUUAAUUAAAUAGCAACUUAGAUUAUUAGCCUUCAAAAUUCUAACGCUUUAUUUUGUAGCGUGUACAUUAAAAAUAAAUCUUUUGUCAAAAUUUAAGCAUGUUAUUAUAAAAAGAAAAUGAUAUUAUUUGUGUCAUAUUCUACAAAAGUAUAAAAUUUAUAUGCAUGUUGUUAAAAUAUAGUUGUUAAGAUAACUGUGUGUUCAGAAAUAUUAAACAUUUCAGUCAGCUACUGAUGAUUCCUAUAAAACAUAUAUUUAUUUUGUGUAUCACUAAACGAAAUAUGUAUACUAUGAUUUAUAUUAAAUAUAUCUUUAUUUUCAAUACAA